AUGACUCAAAGUCCAAUUGCAUUGAGUUCCCCGAAUGACCCAAGAGUAGAAAUAGAAACUGAGCAACCUACAAAUGCUAACUUUGCUCCAUCAUCUUCUUAUCGUACCAAGAAAAGGCAUACAAAAGACUAUGAGAAUGUUGCAUUUGUGCACACCAAUGAAGAUAUUCUGGUAGGUCAGUUAUACCCGAGUAAGAAAGCCUUGAAACUACAUUUGGGUAUGCUUGUAAUAAGAAAGAAUUACGAGUUCAAAGUGAACAGAUCUACUAGUGAUCGGUUUGAAGUUAGGUGUGUGGAUCCUAACUGUAAGUGGCGACUCCGUGCAAUAAAGCUACAAGACUUGGCAUAUUUUGAAGUGAGAAAGUUUCAUAAUGAACAUUCUUGUUCGCUGGAUAUUAUUCAUCGUGACCAUCGACAAGCAAGCAGCUCCCUAAUUGGUCAAUUUGUCAAGUCAAAGUUUGAGGGAGGAACCUCGCGUAUGUACAAACCUAGAGAUAUGAUUGAUGAUGCGCGUGUCCAACUUGGAGUUAAUAUGGGCUAUAAUAAAGCUUGGAGGGCAAGAGAGGCAACAUUAGAAAUUGCAAGGGGAUCACCAGAGGAAUCAUUUGCUAUACUUCCAACAUAUUGUGCUAUGUUAGAGCGCAAAAAUCAAGGUACAAUAACACACAUAGAAACUGAUGAACAAAAUCACUUUCUAUACUUUUUCAUGGCAAUUGGAGCCUCAAUUAGAGGAUUUCAUGAUUGUAUGAGGCCUGUGAUUGCCAGAGAUGGUACAUUUUUGAAAGGAAAGUACUUUGGAACCAUGUUUGUGGCUGCAUGUCAAGAUGGAGAGAAUCAAAUAUAUCAUUUGGCAUUUGGGGUGGUAGACUCAGAAAAUGAUGCCAUGGUCAUGGUUUUUGACAAAAUUGAGGGGGGCCAUUGGAGUUGUAGACAACUUGGUUUUUAUAUCUAA
Messenger RNA from Rosa chinensis, 951 nucleotides. RefSeq lists its product as uncharacterized. The record is from RefSeq and is a predicted model, not a curated record. The transcript has a single exon. NCBI's taxonomy places the organism in Eukaryota, Viridiplantae, Streptophyta, Magnoliopsida, Rosales, Rosaceae. Bases 1 to 951 code for a protein of 316 amino acids.